AUGCUUAAAACCCACCAAACUUUCGCCAAAUCAGCAUCAUUGUGGACUGUGUGUCUCGUGGUGUCCUUCUGGCUGUCAACAAGAUCUAAACCUGAUGUGAACAUUAUCGAAAAUUCAACUGGAAAAGGCAUUCUUAUUUCCCCGGAACUUGCCAUCUUACCGGACAAACUGUGCUUUAUCUGGGCUUCUACGCGUGAUAGAAAGUUACGAAAGUUUGCUCUUCCCGACAAACAUCGUUACGGACUGGAGUUUCACAUUUCUCGCAAAUGUUCUCACGUUGUGCUACUUAUUCUCCUUGCUGGCGACAUAGCAACCAACCCAGGUCCUACAACUGGUUCACGUGAAACAGACAAUUCAAAAACUAGUCCCGGGUUAAAAGUUCUGUAUUUAAAUGCCAGAAGUCUAAAAGCAUUUGUUCAUCCAAUUGGGGACAAAUCGGUAAAAGUUUGUAAAAUCUCGUUAUUGCAACAACUGACAUAUGGUGGUAAUUACGACGUUGUAUGUGUGUGUGAGACCUGGUUAAACAAUUUAAUCUUAAGCAGUGAGAUCUUGCCUAAUUAUGGAUCUAUCUUCCGAUGUGACAGAGCUGACAGAAUUGGUGGUGGUGUUCUUGUUGCUGUGAAGACUGGUAUACAAGUCACACGCAGACAUGAUCUAGAACCUGAUAAUACGGAACUUGUUGUUACUGAGUUAAUGAAAUCUAACAACAAACCAAUUAUACUUUACACGUUUUAUCGUCCCCCCGACUCUAAACCCGAUGUCCUUCAGCAGCUAAAUUAUUCUAUCCAAAACAACCCAGAAUCAAGUCGUAUUGUGUUGAUAGGCGAUUUUAAUCUACCAUCAGUUAAAUGGUCGUCUGAUCAGAAAACCCCCAUCAACAUCGGAGGACCUGCUGAGAAUGAAAUCUUUUGCGAUUUGGUAGACGACAACUUCCUUCUGCAAUACAUACUUGGCCCUACCCAUACUGCUGGGAUAAACUCGAUCUGUUGAUGUGUAACUCUCCUGAAAUCGUCGGCGACGUCUCCGUUCUCCAUCCCGAGACCUGUGGUUUCCCAACAGAUCACUACAUCGUGGAAUUUGACGUGAAGUUGAAGUUUAAACGAGCCAAGCCAAUAAAGCGCCGAGUAUUCGACUAUGGAAAAGGAUAUUUCGAUGAGCUACGUAACUUCCUGACACGAUAUCCCAUCAAUGUUACCCCAACUGAUAGCAUUAAUGAUGACUGGGAACAAUGGAAGGACACAUUCUUAACUGCUGUGAGAAGGUACAUUCCGAUGAGAACUGUCAAAGACAAAAAUAGUCCACCAUGGAUCGAUAAAGAA
Paramuricea clavata is the source of this 1319-nucleotide messenger RNA. The record is from the annotation of a GenBank genome assembly. NCBI's taxonomy places the organism in Eukaryota, Metazoa, Cnidaria, Anthozoa, Malacalcyonacea, Plexauridae.